UGCAGCCCCUCGCUGCGGCCAGCGCGGGCGCCCCGACGUCGGGCGAGGGCCCUUGGCAGAGUGCCGCGUGCAGGCUCGGCAGCCGGGCAGCGCUGCGAGAUGCCCCUGCACGUCAAGUGGCCGUUCCCCGCCGUGCCGCCGCUCGCCUGGACCCUGGCCAGCAGCGUCGUCAUGGGCCUGGUGGGCACCUACAGCUGCUUCUGGACCAGUGAGUGCGCCCGCAGCCUGGCCGGCCACGCGGGGUACAUGAACCGCCUGACGGUGCACAACAAGGAGGUGCUGUACGAGCUCAUCGAGAACCGGGGCCCGGCCACCCCGCUCAUCACCGUCUCCAACCACCAGUCCUGCAUGGACGACCCUCACCUCUGGGGGAUCCUGAAACUCCGCCACAUCUGGAACCUGAAGUUGAUGCGUUGGACCCCCGCGGCAGCAGACAUCUGCUUCACCAAGGAGCUGCACUCCCACUUCUUCAGCCUGGGCAAAUGUGUGCCGGUGUGCCGAGGAGACGGCGUCUAUCAGAAGGGAAUGGACUUCAUCCUGGAGAAGCUCAACCACGGGGACUGGGUGCACAUCUUCCCAGAAGGGAAGGUGAACAUGAGUUCAGAGUUCCUGCGCUUCAAGUGGGGGAUCGGGCGCCUGAUUGCUGAGUGUCACCUCAACCCUGUCAUCCUGCCGCUGUGGCACGUUGGAAUGAAUGACGUUCUCCCCAACAGCCCGCCCUACUUCCCUCGCUUUGGACAGAGGAUCACCGUGCUCAUCGGGAAGCCCUUCAGCGCCCUGCCUGUGCUUGAGCGGCUCCGUGCAGAGAACAAGUCUGCUGUGGAAAUGCGCAAAGCCCUGACCGACUUCAUCCAGGAGGAAUUCCAGCGGCUGAAGAGCCAGGCGGAGCAGUUGCACCACCACCUGCAGUCCGGGAGAUAGGCAGCAGGCCAGCCUGAGGCGCGGAGCCGCGGCUGUGGGACAGGACGGUUUUACACAGAUUAGUGGCUCACCCUUCACGGGUAGCCUAAUGGAUGAGCAUUCCUGCUCCCUGUGGCUCUGCAGUGGAAGGCAGGGCCCUGCCUGCCUGGGUCCAGGUUCUCUCCCUGGGGCUGGCAGCGCGAGCAGGUGGGGAAGGUGGCAGGUUCCGGCGGGCUGGGACCUGGCUUGCAUCUGCCCGUCCUGUCCAGAGCAGUGUAUCACUCAGGGAUGCCCACACCACGUCUUCACCUCAGGCAGGGCCUGGCCCCCUCGGCAGGCAGAACAGCGGCCCAGCCUGCAGCUACAGCAGGGUCAGAGUCCCUGACAACUCCCCCCUCCCCCGGCUGCUGGCCCUGGUUGGUGCCCACUGACUUCUGUGUCCUUCCCCCCUUACUGGUACUGGCAGCCCCUGGGGUCUGGGUUUUCAUGUUUUGUAAACAAUAAAGCAAUAGUGUGGUGCCA
Messenger RNA from Erinaceus europaeus (western European hedgehog), 1422 nucleotides. It is a transcript of the gene TAFAZZIN, whose product is annotated as tafazzin, phospholipid-lysophospholipid transacylase. Lineage: Eukaryota; Metazoa; Chordata; Mammalia; Eulipotyphla; Erinaceidae. Gene Ontology annotation, biological process: cardiolipin acyl-chain remodeling; inner mitochondrial membrane organization. Gene Ontology annotation, cellular component: mitochondrial membrane. The transcript is spliced from 10 exons. The record is from RefSeq and is a predicted model, not a curated record. Bases 100 to 921 code for a protein of 273 amino acids. Gene Ontology annotation, molecular function: 1-acylglycerophosphocholine O-acyltransferase activity.